Trachymyrmex septentrionalis is the source of this 3811-nucleotide messenger RNA. RefSeq names its product transmembrane protein 64. Lineage: Eukaryota; Metazoa; Arthropoda; Insecta; Hymenoptera; Formicidae. The transcript is spliced from 5 exons. The record is from RefSeq and is a predicted model, not a curated record. The coding region runs from base 416 to 1273 and encodes 285 amino acids.
GAUGUAUUCCCUUCUUGUCCGAUUCUUGUGGUUGACGACCGUUUGCCACGCUUCCGAAUAAUUAUUUACAGCAUUUUAGUUAAUUAAUUAAAAAAAUAGAAAUUAUAUAUUUUUUAUUUAUAGCGAAAUGACAACUUUAAGAGCAAUCGGUUAAACAGUUAAAUAGUUACGUUUAUGCUAAUAUUUUUCUACUGUUUUGCGUUUUUCAAUAGGUUGCGAUUGACAUGUUGCCAAAUAACAUGUUUAACAACCGAAAUUUUAUGUGUCACGUUCUUCCCGAACAAAUUUAUACGCAUUUCGCAUUAUGUGUUGAAGUGUAAGUCGGAUUCACUUCCCUUCAUCGAUGUUGCAAGCACAUUACUGUCAAGAACUGGCUGCUCACUGAUAUACUGUAGAGAACAUUAUAGAGAGAAACAUGGACCAAAUCAUUGAUAUAGACGAUGUUGAGACUGGGAUGCGCUCUUCCAAGAGUUCGUGGAUACCCUUUGGUUGUAUCAGCUCGAACUCAAUAUGCUACGUCGUAAUUACAAUUGCGACUCUGGCCUUCCUCGGCACUAUCGUCUUCAUCUGCAGGGAUUACAUAAAGCUGCUGCUUUAUUGGAUCGAGCAUCAGAAUGCCUGGAUCAUCGCCGUGAUCUUUAUAGGUCUGUUCACAGUGGUGUCGUUCCCAAUUGUGAUUGGCUAUCUGUUCCUCAUUGUCGCCAGUGGCUAUCUGUUCGGCGUGAUACGCGGCAUGGCGAUUGUUAUACUCUCCGCUAAUCUUGGCAUAGCGAUUGCCCAUGUCACCCUGGGCCUACUGUCCACCAGGCUACCAAUUGGUGCUCUCCUGCAGAGCGACACUGCGAGAGCGAUACUUCGCGUGAUAUCUGGGUCCCAGGCUUUCAAGAUCGUCCUGUUCGCGAGGCUCACCCCGAUUCCAUUCGGUCUUCAGAACACUAUUUUUGCAGUCAGUAACAUAGGUGGUUUUCAUUACCACGUAGCCAGUGCAAUAGGUUUAUUGCCUGCCCAACUGGUCAACGUUUAUCUAGGCAGCAGUCUGAGGUCGAUGCAGGAUGUAUUGGAAGAUAGAUCUACGGCGGCGACUGGCUACGUAGUAUUUUGCUUCCAGAUAUUAGUAGGAGUCUCGCUGAUGGUUUAUAUUGUACAGAAAGCACGAAAGGAGCUUCAGUUAACGUUGUUCGAGGCCGAUCUUGCGUCCAUGGCGAAUUCCCCUCAUUAUAUUCUGGACGGUCUACCAGACUCUAAGAUAAUUUUAACGAAUUUAAUUGCGUAAUUUUUUUUUUAUGAAUGUUACAAGCAUUUUUGACAAUUCUUUUAUACGAGCAAUAGCUCUUUCUUUCUUCAGUUAUUAUAUUUCUAACAUUAUUAUUCUGUGUAUCUUCCAAAAGUUAUUAAUUUUAUUAAGACUUAUUGAUGGUGCUUUCGAAAAUUUAGACUCUUGAAUGUGACAUUAUGCAGGAAUCUGUUAUCGGAGAUAAUACGUAUUAAGUCUUACCAAAGCUAACGUGAUUUUAGUACUAAACAAAGCUCAUAGAGCAUGCAACGCGUGCAUGUAUAUUUUGUCUAAACAAAUGGAUGGAACCAAGAGUUGACACAGAACUGCAAAUCCAAUGUAUAAAGCUUCCUUGCAAUAAGAGCAUACUAAUUUAUAUAUUGUUCAUAUAUAUAUAUAUAUGUAUAUCUAAGAUAUACAUAUGUUAUUAAUGAUAGAGACUGAAACUUUACUAUUACUUUAUUUAUAUACUUUUUGCAAUGUUAUUGAUCAGUUAUUGAGAUGCGUUUGAGGAGAUACUCUACUAUCGCUAUUCGUGCUAUUUUAAUUUUAUUGUUCCCCAGACAACAAAGUGUCUCAGUAAAAUCAUGCAAAUCUGUGAUUGCUUAUAAUGCUAAAAACUUGUGUAUUUAUUUUAAUUUCGAAUAUACCGACAUUGUACCACACAGGCAAUAAUGAAUAUGCGUAUUGCUAGCAAUUAACGGCAAGAUAGCAAUAUCAAAGAUACCUUGCGUUGGCAAUAUGAUAGUAUUGAUGAGUGUGAGCCUAUAGAUUAUGGCAACAGCACGAAUUCUGAUGAUGAAGACUUUACAGUUGUCGAUAAGUUGCUAAUAUUAUGAAGGCAUCAACUUGUCAACAAAUAUAAAUCCCGUUGCUGCAAUUCUGGUAGCAACACAUUUAUUUGCGAGUAACUUGUCAAUAAGAUAGACACGUUGCUAUCUAAAUCAUUAGACGUAAACAAGGAGUGACACAAAUAGCGCUAAUAGUGUCUCAUCAAAUGCACUCUUGGUUUCUCUCAGUUCUUUACAGUCCGAAACAUGGUGGAAGAAACCCAUCAUGGUUCGAAAUAUGUUGUUAAUGAUAUUUAAUGUGCAUUUGUCCGUUGUUUUUUCUCGUGCAAUAUUAUUCCGUUUGUAUUGUAUAUUAUAUUAUAAAGAGAUAUACAGAGUUAUAUAUUCGUAUGAUGUAAUUCUGAAAGGAGAAUGUAUCCCGAUGAUAGGAAUGGAAAAAAAAAUGAAUAAAUUUCUCAUUCUUUAACCGAAGUUUGCGUGUGUAAAUAAAUUCCAAACUCGUAGUUUUUUUCUCUCUGUCGUGUACUUUGUAAACAUUUAUUAUCUGACUAGAACUUCGGAUGUAUAUCCACGUUUUUCGUUUUGCUCGCUUGAAGCUUGAAGAACUUCGCGUAUGUUCCCUGUAUAUAGUGCGUACAAGCAACACCUGAUCCUUCCAGCUUCGAGACGUCUAAUAUAUCGUAUAUUUAGAGGAAUGGCGGCGUCAUCUCGUUUUUAUGCCUGCGUACACUUUCGUUUCGUCUCUCUACUCAUAUAUUUUUUUUCUGUAUGUAUAUAUAUAUAUACUCCGUUCAUUUUUUUUACAAUUCCGUUAUCUAACUUAGCAUAACUGGAAUCACAUUAUAAAAAUCGUCUCGACGUUCUUUAUCAUCAUAUAAUCGUGUAUGUACAAAGAUAGAGCGCGGUCGGAUACUCUUAGCUGCUAUACAGUUUUUGCUUCUACAUCUUACAAUAUAUAUAUAAUUGCAUCGUUCUCGCAUACGCCUCUUUCCUCAGUAAUGUUUUAAGCUCGCGAGAGGCUGAUUACGUAUAUACAAUGUACAAUAUGCAUUUUAGCCGAUGAACAAUUAAGUGUAACGUACCGACAAUUGUGACACGGAAAUAGAUCGUGACUCGUCAUCAUAGGUAUUUACAUGCUAACGAAAACUUAGUUCCUGAAAUUUACUCGGGUAUCUUAUCGCAGUUGAUCGUUUGUGGAAAGGAGCUGACAGCCUUUGGGGAAGUCAAAAGUGUGAAGUCAAUUGUUAACUCGUGUCAACGUUUGCACGCAAUAAUAACACUUUAAGAUUUCACAUCUCAUUAGAAGGCAUUUUCGGUGAAUGAACUUAUUCUUAGAUUAUAAACAAAAAACACGGGAUAACGGAGCUGCUAUAUCUAAGAAUAAAUCAUUUUACAAGAGAAAAUGGAUCGAUAUAUUUACGGGAUAUUUCAUUCAACUUGAUUACAUGAAAUAUCCCUUGUUGCUUUUAACAAUGCGGGAGAUACAUAAGGAAGCAAUUACCUAGUUGAAGGAAUAUUAUGCAAACAUAAUAACAACAACUUUAUGGCCACAUUAUAAACACAUAGCUAUAUAGAAUACAGAAGAGAUUAUAUAUAAAAUUGAUCUCUAGUUUACUUGUAUCAGCUAACCAGUCCAUUAGAAAGCUAUCAAUAUCACAAAGUUCCCGAUCUCAAACAAGUGUAGAUAAGUAUAAAUGACACAUAGAAUGCUUUGUCCCGAAUUGCUUUUCCGGUUCAUUAAGAAAAA